Molecule: messenger RNA, 139 nt
Organism: Funneliformis caledonium
Lineage: Eukaryota; Fungi; Glomeromycota; Glomeromycetes; Glomerales; Glomeraceae
Source: the annotation of a GenBank genome assembly
AACUGAAGAAAGCAAGUUUAUCAACUUCAGCUGCGGAUCAGUUAAAAAUUGUGAAAUUAGCGAUUAGUGCCUAUAAUGAUAAAUUACUAAUGGUUAUGGAUGAUGACAACAAAUUUCUUAGCGAUUAUCGAAUUCAUUG